Messenger RNA from Lasiodiplodia theobromae, 777 nucleotides. RefSeq lists its product as uncharacterized. Bases 1 to 777 code for a protein of 258 amino acids. Lineage: Eukaryota; Fungi; Ascomycota; Dothideomycetes; Botryosphaeriales; Botryosphaeriaceae. The transcript has 2 exons. The record is from RefSeq and is a predicted model, not a curated record.
AUGGGCGUGACCAUCUCCAAAACCUCGGAACUCUCGCCAAUCUCAUUCGUCAGCACCCUCUUCGGUUUUAUCGGCUUCGCCCUCACAAUCGCAACCUUCCUGCGCGUCACGUGGGAGAACAUCCAGACCUUCCUCGGCGCCUCGACCCAGAUCUCCGACCUGCUAGGCAACCUCAAGCAAGGGUUGUACGAGGAGCGCGCCCACCUGCGCAAGGUGCGCCGCUGGCAGCGCCGCCGCGGCAGCUUCCAGGGCAGCCCGCGCGGCGGCCCCGACGAGAAGAACAGGCGGAGGAGCGAGCACUGGUACGGCGACGGCCACAGCUACCACGGCUACUAUCCCGACAUGAAGGACCUGCACGACGACGACCAGAGCACCCGCGUCAUGCGCGAGGCCGUGCGCAACAUGAUCCGUGACUUUAGGGCCCUCGAGCAGCCGUUCCUGAGGGACGACGUCGAGUCGAGGUUCCGUGACCCGCACGUGAGGAACGGCGAGGGCUAUGCCCCGUCCGACGACGAGGAGUAUUACAAGACCGAAUAUCGCACCACCGGCUACAGGGAGCGCUGGUUGUGGCUGAAUCGGAAGGGCGCAGUCGUCGAUAUGAUGUCGCAAUUGUCGAGAUUGGAGACGAGGAGAAUUGCAAAAGAGGUCGGAGAGGCUUGCUUAAUUGUAAGAGGCAUGGAGAGGGACUUCCAGGUCAUGGACGACCGGAUCUGGAACCUGGAGCAGCGCAUGUCAAGAGUGGUUGGCCUUCGGCGAGUAGAACCUCCGAUCCAGUGA